Messenger RNA from Portunus trituberculatus (swimming crab), 4216 nucleotides. RefSeq names its product tumor protein 63-like. The record is from RefSeq and is a predicted model, not a curated record. Gene Ontology annotation, biological process: apoptotic process; regulation of transcription by RNA polymerase II. Bases 434 to 2656 code for a protein of 740 amino acids. Gene Ontology annotation, molecular function: RNA polymerase II cis-regulatory region sequence-specific DNA binding; DNA-binding transcription factor activity, RNA polymerase II-specific. The transcript is spliced from 12 exons. NCBI's taxonomy places the organism in Eukaryota, Metazoa, Arthropoda, Malacostraca, Decapoda, Portunidae. Gene Ontology annotation, cellular component: nucleus.
AUCUUAUAAUGAUUGUUUUUUUGCACUUUUGUGUUAACAUAUUUGUAGUCAUAGAACUGGUUUACCUAGGUUAAUGGCAGUUUUGUAUAUAACUUCUGUAAGCUGUUUCUUUCUUGAAUAAAAUUGCUAAUGGCUAAAGUUAUAUAUGGUUUAUUCAUAAUUUAUCUGCUUCUGUUUUGUACUCUUCAGGAAAACUAUCAUACAUCUUUAAAAUCACCCACUUACACAUUAAAAUCCCUAUUCACUUCCUGGCCAGUCAUUUCUUCUCUCCAAUUAUAACAGUUAGCAAAUAACUUUUUUUUUUUAAAUUAACUGAUUCAAAAAGUUAUCACUAAUCAUGUUAUAAUACCACUAGCUACUAUUAUACAGUUAAACUGAGAGAGAGAGAGAAGAGGAGGCUGAUGGGAUUGCUCUUCUACGCUACGUAGUAUAAAUGAGCUGUUUGUCCCUCCGAGCGUCAGUUCUUUUCCGGCAUCCACUUAGACAAGUUGUACUAGCAAGACGCACGUUGGUGUUAGGAACCACUAUGGUGAAAAACCUCUCAAUAUUCUCUCUUGCCGACUUAAAGAAACUCCUCUCAGAAGUGGAGAUGGAAAAUAAGAAAAAUAUCCCCACGCUGGAUGAUGCACUGAAGGCAAUAAAGAAGCAAGCUGAAGACGGCGAAUGUGAUCAAAGGAGGACAUGGGCCUAUAUCUGCGAGUAUAUUAGAGAAGUGUAUGAUCAUAAAACAGACACCAUGCCACCCGAGUCGAUUCCAGCAAGUUGUAAUGAAGUCAACCUCCCGCAUCGUCCAAGUGGGUCAGUAGAAGUCGUGAGUAAGCAAGAUCCUGUAUUGCUCUCAACAUUAGCCUUCCCGCCUCGUCCAAGCAGCAUAGUGCCACUUGUUUUGUGUGAGGAAGAUUCUUUACCAUUUCCAUCACCCCAAGUGGCAACUUCACAGAGCGUGAAGCGGCUGAGGCCUCAAAUCAACAAUGACUGUGAGGAUGGUCAGCCUGAUGAUACAGCCACCUUGGUCAUUCCAUUCUCUGCCGCCCCCCAGUCACAGGAGGGUGGUUGUUACGGGACAUCAGCGGGUCUUACUAGUGGCCAGACUCAGCUUAACAUUGGCCAGUUUGCACCAUUGCAGAAUUCAGCAGUACAGCAAAGACCAAGUGGAAUGGUGGAUGUUCCAACACUCACCAAUUUGGAGGGCAAGUAUGGGUUCACAGUCUCCGUUGAUGAUAAGGAACGCUCCACCAAGAGUCCCAUGUGGCUGAUGAGCACCAUUGUCAACAAAUUGUAUACAAACCUCAACAAGGCUGUGCCAUUUGAGGUGAGGAUGAAUAACCCACCUACUGAUGACGAGAAAAUGUACAUCCGAGCCAUCCUUGUAUUUUCCAGCCCUGAAUUCUUGAGAACAAAUGUAAUUCGCUGUCCCAACCAUGCAGCAAUUGCUGAAGCAACCAAUCAUGACUUUCCUUACCCAAACCAUGUGGUGAGGGCAGACCACCCUGCUGCUCUGUACCAGGAGAGUCCCUCAGGCCGGCUCUCUGUUGUGGUGCCUCUGGACCUGCACCAGAACAGCCCAGAUUAUGCCCUCAUCUUGCUGCGCUUCAUGUGCCUUGGUUCUUGUGUUGGUGGUAUUAACAGACGACCAAUCUCUAUUGUGCUUACUUUGGAAAAUGGGCAAGCUGAAGUACUAGGACGCAAAGUGAUUGAUGUGCGGGUGUGUGCCUGCCCGACAAGAGAUAUCAGAACAGACGAGCAGACAGUUUCUAAUAGGGGAGUUAAACGCAAGGGUUCCUCCACACAGGCACAACAAAUCAUCAAGAAGAAACCCAAAAUGGUAGAGCCCAAACUUGAUCUUGAUGAGGGAUCACAGGAGGUGUUCAACAUUAAGGUGCAGGGUCGCCAGCUGUACACCUUUAUGCUGAACAUGAUGCGUGUGUACUACAGCACCCAUCCAGAAUAUGCUGUGCGGUAUCCUGACCCCACUCUUGCAGUGAACAGUUCCAUUAGACAGAAGAACACAAGUGUGAAAGAAAAAACAAGCAGGACAGAUAUUGUUGAGGAAAACAACAUUAAUCCAGGGAGAUCUGCAGGAAGUUCUCCAGUUCAUGAUGGGAACUUGGUAAUAGAUUCCCAGGAAAGUCCACCCCAUGCUUCAUCAAGUCAGCUGCACCACCAUUCAAUUCCAUCCACCAUGAAUCUGGUUGUUAUGAAAAGAGAGACCAAUGGUUUGGAUUCUAUAAAUGUUCAGCACUCUAACAUCAAGUCUUCUGCACAGAUUUUGAAUUUGGCGCCUUCCAUUCCAAUAUUCUCAUCUCCUAGCCUCUCUACGACUAAGGUAGUGCCACUUAUCCCUACAAGGCCUCAGCUCACCACCACUCAGAAUGAUGUCACCACACCUCCCAAUGGCAGUUUACCAAGGCACAUCCCAUUUGUACCAGUCCAAAGAGAAGCUUCAUUAAGAAGAGUGAAUUCAGACUCUAAAAUUGGGAGUGUCAGAUUGCCACUGGCUCUCAAAAGUUCUUCCAUAAACAAUGUGGCCCCUGCCUCCACUAACAGUGUGGCCUUAGAACUGAACAGUACUGGCCAAAAUGAAAAGUCAUCUCAUGAUAGUGAAGAAAUGUUAGCAGCCAAUGUCUUGGCUGAUAUUAGUCGCAGCAGGUUUUAAACAGAAGUAGAAAAUUGUAUGUGUUUAAACACUAGAAUAAGACAGUACAACUCAACAUGUGUGCUGACUGCCUUCACUUUUAUGUGCCUUUGAGUGACUUGCUUGUGUCACUAAAUCUUUGGGGGAAAGUUUAACAUAAACCUUGUAACCUUGAUCAAGACAUUCCAAAUGUGGAGACCAGUGAUUCUGAAGACCAUUUGAUUACCAACCAUGUAGAUACAAGAUUUGUAUUUGCAUAAUUUCAGAACCUAAACUUAUUGAGUUAUGGAUUUCAUGCUUUCAGAAAACAUUAGAAUGGUGAUUUUGCACAUCCUUGUGGAAAGCCAAAGAUGACAUUUAACUCAAAUAUGAAAAACAUGCAAAGUGGACUGUGGUGAAAAAUUGCCAGUGUAUAAUAGGGCAUUAAUAGGAUGCUCCAAGUGAAAAAAAAAGGGGGGGUAAGCCAUUCAGGCUGUGGAAACCCAGUGAUGUAUUGCUUUUUUGUACAUUACAAUUUAAGAUUAUUAGCCUAAGUUUACUUUAAAAUAACUGCCUCAAUAUGAAAAUUAAUAUACAAGAUAGUGUGUGAUGAGUGGCUGAGGUAACAGGGUUGGAUGCCACACGUCAAGGGUCAAGGCAUCCUGCAGCCAGUCUCUAUGGGUACCUCUUAGUGCUAGUCAAGAAACUGUUCCCUAAUUUUGUCAGAUACUUGUUAAGAAGCUUAAUUCUUAGAGUCAUCAAAAGAUUGAAUAUGUUCCACCUCACUGCUUUAUGAAAGCUUCAUCUCAUGUUCAUUUAUGUUUAAUUUGCUCCUUCCCAACAUGGAUUGGAUGGAAAUCUUAAUAUGACUUGCACACCCUCUAAUCAUAAUUUAUACACUAGUUAUUUGUUCUCUUGGUAAUUUGUAGAAACUGAAACUGAGUAGUGGAUGCAAAAUAUGUUGUAGAAACCAUUACUAAAAUAUUAGGAGGGAAUUGAGGCUACUGUGCCGUCCACUUGAUGAAUUUUCAUGUUGCUGUCAUGCUUUCUUAACACAAACUAAAACUCAGUUGAUAUUUAUAAGUUUUGGUUAUUUAUUUAUUAUGUUUUUAAUUAAAGGAACUAUUAAGUGAUUUCUUUUGCCAUCAGACUUUUGUCAGUAUCUAUCUCAUGGCAUCCAGUGCUAGUCUUGCCUAGCACAAGUUUUCUGUUAUUUAUUUACUGCUAUCAAGUCUUAGUUGAGGGCUACAGAAUUAUUCGCAUUGUGGUCAGUGUUGUAUACCUGUAUAUCAUUUUCCUGAGAAUGUGCAAUUAGUAUGUUCUUAAUUUAUUAGGUAUAACAUGUUAUACUUUAACCAUAAUGCAAAAGAACAUUAAAUAUAAUAUAUAUUUACUUCUUAAGCAGAAAUAAAAUUUCAUAGGAAAUUAGUUAGAAAGUGAAUUAGUUGUAUUUUCUCUUUAUGUUAGGUGGACAUUGGGUGUUACCUUGUGCCCUCCAGUAUGGUGCCUUAAAGUGCCUGCCUCAGAACAACACUAUUGUGCAUGUAUAUGUGCAUGCAUCCUGUUGUAUUCUGUACACAAUACACUUAACCAACAUGGAAA